GAUCGAGCGGGACAAGGCCUUUGCGCAGAAGAAGGCAGAGCGGGCCACUGUGCGGAUGCACCUGCGAGACAAGUACCACCUGGCCCAGGACGAGCGGGACGAUGCUCAGCUGCAGGGGGCGGGCGGCUCGGUGGAGCUGCCUCAGGAUCUGGCAGCCAUGGUGCACGACGAGGAGGAGGAGGAGGAGGAAGACAGCAGCACCUUUGCCUUCCUGACGAAGCUGCGGGAGGUGGACCUGCCGGCACUGCGGGACCGCGCGCUGGGCAGCGUGGAUGAGGCGAAGGAGAAGUGCGCUCUGAUGUAG
Messenger RNA from Mesitornis unicolor (brown roatelo), 304 nucleotides. RefSeq names its product complexin-3-like. Gene Ontology annotation, biological process: regulation of neurotransmitter secretion; synaptic vesicle exocytosis; neurotransmitter transport. NCBI's taxonomy places the organism in Eukaryota, Metazoa, Chordata, Aves, Mesitornithiformes, Mesitornithidae. The record is from RefSeq and is a predicted model, not a curated record. Gene Ontology annotation, cellular component: terminal bouton; SNARE complex. The annotation marks the transcript as partial. Gene Ontology annotation, molecular function: syntaxin binding. The transcript is spliced from 2 exons.